UUUUGUUUAUGGUUUGGAGGACACAAAAUGUUCGAUGAUAAUUGAAACUAAAUCAAUAGUUAUGUACAAAUAAUCAAGUUUUAAUUUAGUUUUUAAUGGGCAAUUCGCAAAACAAAAACAGUCAGCAAGGGACCUCAUCCCAAUCAAUACAAUUAAAGCGUGAUAAACAAGCUUUCGCUAGCCAGUUCAGUUUGUCGCAUUUCGUCGGUAAUCUUAGCGGGCGGUCGUUCCUGAGUGUAGCAAGCAAUCAGUCCGUGUACAGCACUUCGCGACCUUGGUCUCGGGUGUCCAGGCGAAGGUGGAAUGACUCAACCCUAAAGAACCCUCUGGAGGCCAGUAAAACCGCCUGGCCCGUCGCCCACAAAGAGUCCAUCUUCCUACCGGAAUUUCCCAUCUCCACAGAGCUGCAACAAAGCGAUUUCCAAAUAGACAAGACCAUAGCCAAAGGAGCAUUUGGAGAGGUCUACAAAGUGAAAAAAGUUAGCGAAAAUAAAGCAUACGCACUGAAAGUGCUGAAUAAGGCACAGAUAGUGAAUGAGAACGCAAUACGUCAAGUGAAAGAGGAGGCGCGUAUACAGACCGCGUGUGGCCACCAUUCCUUCAUAGCCGGCGCUGUUUCACGGUGGCAGACUAAGAAAAGACUGUAUAUAGUUUCAGAAUACAUUCCUGGCGGAGAACUGUUAGCUUUACUUGAUAAGUACGGAAAGUUACCUGAGGAACUAGUGAAGAUAUUUGUGGCCGAAAUCGCUAUUGCUUUAGAUUUCCUCCACAACGCCGGCGUCGUAUACCGAGACCUGAAGCCGGAGAACAUCCUCCUUGAUUCAGAGGGUCACAUUCGUCUGAUAGACUUCGGGCUGUCCAAGUGGCUGUCCAUAGGGUCCAGAACUACGACUCUCUGCGGCACUCUAAAAUAUAUGGCGCCAGAGGUGUUAAGUCGAGAGCCGUAUGGACACGCCGUGGAUUGGUGGUCACUAGGAGUCCUCACUUGCCGAAUGUUGACUAAUGAGUAUCCAACGCCUGCCGCUAGCAGAAUAGCAAUAAGCGACACAGCUAGCAAUGGAGUUAAUGAAAACGACAAAGCCAAAGGACAUAUAACACGAAGCGCUCCCGGAACACUGCCAGAGUCCGCCAUGGAGCUGCCCAAAUCUAGUCGUGGUCUGCUGAUGAGGCUUCUAGAAAGAGACCCCAGGGUCCGCAUGAGAAGUCUGAGACAGUUACAGCAAUCCGCGUUCUAUAUGGCCUUCAAUUUUGAACAUGUCAAAGCUAAAAAGGUCAGCCCACAGACUAUAUUGAAGAGUUACUUCCCGGAUGAAUUAUCGGAACUAGCAGUAGAAAAUAUACGUUUAGAUAGCAAAGACGAUUUCCCGAUCUUCGAUCAACCACCUUCCUUGUAGCACAUUCUUACAUAUUUACAUGCAUAUAGCCACAGCUAGGUAUAUCUUUCGCGGAGCAGACAUGACUGAAAGGCCAUCACGUCCAGCAGUAUAGCUUAAUGAUGGAAUUGAAAUUCAACUUGGGGCAGCAUGCUAAACCAUCCCUUAGUCACUUUUAAUUCUGUAACUUAAAUGUUUAAUAAAUAAUAUUAUCAACAUAUUAAUAUUGAAAAUAAUUUAGCUUGUACCUUGA
Molecule: messenger RNA, 1626 nt
Organism: Amyelois transitella
Lineage: Eukaryota; Metazoa; Arthropoda; Insecta; Lepidoptera; Pyralidae
Gene: S6KL
Product: serine/threonine-protein kinase S6KL
Exons: 10
Coding region: 96-1394 (432 amino acids)
Biological process (GO): protein phosphorylation
Molecular function (GO): ATP binding; protein serine/threonine kinase activity
Source: RefSeq, a predicted model, not a curated record